CCCUUCUCUUUUCUACAGUAUCUGUUACCUCAGUCAGAUUGAGGAUGCACAUAUAUGGGGAAAAUAAUCGACUUCCAGCGUCCCUCAUGUAAUCUCUACCUGAUUCAGGAAUCUCUAACCCAGUACCGGAACGUUAAGCGGCUUCUCCGCUUUCCUGCCGUGAGAAACUCGAGGUGACAACCUCCGUUUCCGGUUGGCUCCGGUUGCAGAGUUGAGUGUCCUGAGAGGUCAGAUUACUGUCAGGUAAAUUAGGGAGUUGGUGGGAGGCCCGUUGAUUAGGAUUAAGAGCUAGCCUCUAUUCUGGGGAGUGCAGAAAAGGAGAGACUAAAUGGAGAAUGAUGGGAGGCUGGGAGGGAGAUCAAAGAACUAGCAGGCGAGAACUAAUGAAGUCCUAGUUUACAGUUGGGGUAGGAAGAGGUGGUUGGAGGAUUCAGUGAGCAUUACUGUAGUUGUUAAAUCCAGGUGCUUUUUCCCGCUUCUGCCACACGCAAAAUUGUCUUUCGAUCGCAAAGGCAGAAGAACAGCAUCACUAAAAACAUGGCCCAUGAACAUGGACAUCAUAAAAUGGAACUUCCAGAUUAUAAACAAUGGAAGAUAGAAGGGACACCAUUAGAAACUAUCCAGAAGAAGCUGGCUGCAAAAGGGCUAAGGGAUCCAUGGGGCCGCAAUGAAGCUUGGAGAUACAUGGGCGGCUUUACAAAGAGUGUUUCCUUUUUUGAUGUAUUCUUUAAAGGAUUCAAAUGGGGAUUUGCUGCAUUUGUGGUAGCUGUAGGAGCUGAAUAUUACCUGAAGUCCCUGAAUAAAGAUAAGAAGCAUCACUGAAGAUAAUACCUGGAAGUAUCAUAGUGGUUUCUUAACUCUCCAAAAUAAAAUUUCUUCACUGUA
This is a messenger RNA of Pongo pygmaeus (Bornean orangutan), 885 nucleotides long. It is a transcript of the gene NDUFB3, whose product is annotated as NADH:ubiquinone oxidoreductase subunit B3. Gene Ontology annotation, cellular component: mitochondrion; respiratory chain complex I. The record is from RefSeq and is a predicted model, not a curated record. Bases 538 to 822 code for a protein of 94 amino acids. Gene Ontology annotation, biological process: mitochondrial respiratory chain complex I assembly; electron transport chain. NCBI's taxonomy places the organism in Eukaryota, Metazoa, Chordata, Mammalia, Primates, Hominidae. The transcript has 3 exons.